AUGAUAUUCCUCGUAGCGGGAGUAUUGCACUCUACCGAACUGGCUGGAGUCAUGCAUGGUGGGCCAUGCAGAGAGCUUGCCGACAAGGAAAACGAACGAAAUCUGAUCCGAUCCGAAAAGCACAAGCCCAAGGAGUCGGAAAAGGAGAGGCGGAGGUGGCAGGAAGAGGAGGAAACAAGCCAAAGGAAAAGAUCAAAAUCUCCAGUCGAUCAGCGGACCCGGGUUUUGAUCAACAUAUUCGCCGUGGCCCAGAUCGAAGACAACUGGGAAUUUCAAUCGCUCGGCCAUGGCUGCAGAGCCGAUCGUCCGGCAUGGCUUGUUGCUGGAAUUCGCCCGUUUGACAGCGCGCCAGGGCAGCGAGCUGGUCGCUACGCACUAGACUCAGGCAUUGGUAUGGAUGGCGAACCCUGUGGACGGAACACCUCCUCUGCCAUGCUGCAUUUGACCCGCCAUACGAUAUAUCUAGUCCAUGGCGAGAAAGCUAAUUGUUCCAUUGGCAUAGCCAUACAAUUAGUCGUCAGCCAGUCCCUUGGAUUCAAGGUUGGUAGAUACCUUGACUCAGGCGGGAAGAAAAAAAGGUUGGUCCUGCAUGGACGGGUGGGCCCGGGCGAGGGAAAGAGAGGCGAGAAAGUGAGAGAGCUGAGGGGGGAUCAUCCAGGGGCAAAAUCUAGAAAUUGA
Aspergillus eucalypticola CBS 122712 is the source of this 678-nucleotide messenger RNA. RefSeq lists its product as uncharacterized. The record is from RefSeq and is a predicted model, not a curated record. Bases 1 to 678 code for a protein of 225 amino acids. The transcript is spliced from 5 exons. Lineage: Eukaryota; Fungi; Ascomycota; Eurotiomycetes; Eurotiales; Aspergillaceae.